This is a messenger RNA of Vicugna pacos (alpaca), 5153 nucleotides long. The record is from RefSeq and is a predicted model, not a curated record. Lineage: Eukaryota; Metazoa; Chordata; Mammalia; Artiodactyla; Camelidae.
AAUGAACAGGGAGACUGAGGUCCAGCAGGGGUCCAUCUACCAAUCACGGACAAUUUGUUAAGCAUUUCAUGUACAUGAUCUUGGGGAGAUGGGUACUAUUUUUGUCCCAGUUUACAUAUGAGCCUGAGGAGAGUUAUAGCGAGUUAGUGUCAGCAGCUGGCCCCGGGCUAGGGGAACAGAGGGGCUGAUUCUAGAAGACCCUCCUGGCGCCACAGAACUUAAGAGGGAAGCUGAGGGGAGGCUUCCUGCAAUUCCAGGCCUGGUGAGCGGGAGGCACUCUGAAGUCGUGAGCUUCCUCUCCUUUGGGAAGUUUUGGCAAGUUUGGACACCAGGGACAUUGGCCUUCCCAUACUGAGAAGUCAGACCUGUGGAUCCCACAGAGUCUGUGGGUUUGAGAUUCUGAGGUCCUUUGAAUCAAAAAAUGAUGUUCAACGAUUCUCAGGUUCUCGGCAUAGUAUCGUUUGGAGACUCUGAGGGGCCCAAUCUCUGUGAGGUCUGCAUGGCGCUCCCCAAACAUCAAACCUUGAGCCUCUCCAUGGCCCCAGAAGGGCCAAGUUAGACCCAGGGCCCAGGGCUUGUCAUGGCGGCCAGAUGGACGUCAUUCACCACAUCCGCCAGCACCCACAUCACCCCACCUGGGCCAAGCUGGCUGCAGGAUGGGACGGCCAAUUCUCGGAACGAAACCCGUGGGGUGGGGUAUCUGCCCCCUUCUCUUCCUCCUUGGUACCGAUGAAGCCCAGCGCAUCCGGCCGCCAUGACGUCAAUGGCGGAAAUAUCUGGGGAAGUCGGGGGCUGUGACAACAGGGCCCAGAUGCAGACCCCGAUAUGAAAACACAAUCUGUGUCCCAGAAACAUCCUCCAUGUAGCUUCUGAGAAACAGUCAGAAAGGGACGCCCCAACAGACAGUGCAGGAAGCCGGCUGCCCAGCCUGGCCCUCCAGGUCGCCCACCACCAGACAGACCAUAUCCAUGGCCCCUUUCUGAGAAUGUAUCUAUGCUGCCCUGAAUCAGGCUGCUCCAGAUGUGUCUGGGGAGGUGAUUUCUUAUAAGCUCUGGCCAAGGGUCCAGGCAGCUUGAGAAGUGACCACAGACCAGCCGUGUGGGCCAGGCCAGAGUGGUGGCAGCCACUCAUCCACUAAAAUUGGUAUUAGUUUGCUCAGGUCUUCCGUAACAAAGUCCCACAAACUGUGGGGGCUUAAACAACAGUAAGGUAUUGUCUCAUAGUUCGGGAGGCCAGAAGGCCAAGAUCAAGGUGUUGGCAGAGUUGGUUCUGUGUAGGGCUACAGUGGGGGAAUCUGUUCGGGCCUCUCUCCUAGCUUCGGGUGGUUUGCUGGCAAUCUUUGGCAUUCCUUGGCUUGUACAAGCACCACCCUGAUCUCUGCCUGCCUUCAUCCACUCACUUGCUCACCUCUUUGUGGUCACCAACAUUCUCUCCUGCCCGUGUUCUGAGCCUCCCUAGACCCAGGCUCCUGAUUCUCACACAGUAAUGUCCUAGACCCUACCCUACCCUGUAACCCUAGAGACUAAGGGUUUAAUACCUGGAUUCUCACCCACACCUCCCUCAGCACCAGAGCUCUGACAGCCCCCAUGAGCCGACAGCAAAGAAAAGAAGGAACAACUGCUCCCUCAGAACCCCUCCUUGUACCACCCCCAGGCUGCUGUCGGCAGCUGUGUGCCCAACUCAGUGUUGUGGGGUGCAGUAAGGAGACACACACACACACACUUUCUGGAGAAAGAAGUAGAGCUUUCAAGUCACCAUGGGACUGGAGAAUGCUGCACCUGGGUGUCCCUUCAGUAGAAUGGAGGUUGGACUAGACAGUCCCUUCCAGCUCUGGCUUCGUCUCAGACUGGGAAUCACAGGAUUCCCAGAAACCAAGGCCCUGCCGAUCGGGGAGUGUAAGGUUCUGGAACCAUUUUAGAGGGCUUUCUGGAUAGGGCUGGGGGAGGAGAAGAGGAGAAGGAGCAGGCAUUCCAGGCAGGUGGAACAGCAAAGUAGACUUGGAGACAGGCUUGGAGAGCAGAGAUUGGGGUACACCCUGGUGAGGGUUGAGUUGAGGAGCUCCCUUGGGCCCUGGCUCAAGAGAGCCCAUCUCUUCUCCUCUCUGGCACCUGCCCUGCCAGCUCUGUGCAACGAAGGAGCCCAGACAUGAUCAGACCUGGCCCAUCUGAGCUCGACUCCUCUACUCGGCUUCUGCCCAGCAUUGCCACUUGCAUGUCUAAUACCAGACCUCAUGUCCAUCCACACCAUCACCCCAACCCUACCCCCAUCUCCUCCAUCUCAGUUAAUGUCAGCUCUGUCCUCCCAGCUGCCCAGGCGAAUACCCAGAAGACACCUUGACCCUCCUUCUCCCACUCCCCACAUCCAAGCAGCCAGCAAAUUCUCCUGACUCCACCCUCAAAACAUUAUUCAGAAUCCAACCACUUCUCACCCUCACCACUGCCACCAUCCUGGUCUAGACUGUCACUAGCCUGGACUAUUGCAGUAGCCUCCUCACUAGUCCCCCUGCUUCUGCCCUCACCUUCCUAGAGUCUGCCCCUCUCACAGCAGCCAGAGCGAACUUUUGAGCCCAUGCCCACCAUCCACUCCCAGAUAUGCCCAAGUCACUGGAGUAAAAUAAUUCUCCCAGCAAAAAAUCAGACCAGACCCAGUGGGAUCAGUGAAGAUUGUGUGGACUGUUCUGGGUUCAGGGAGGACAGGAGGGCUGAGGCUCGAAGACGACCACUCAAGUGCUGACACCUACACUGGUGGAGGUCCAGAAAACCACCCUGAAUCCCCCAUCACCCUUGAGGAGGACACAUUCUCACCAGGGCUGUGCCAGCAUGCUCUGGGGCCAUGCAGAUCUGCACACCUGUGUUCCUGACACCAAUGUGUGUGUGCAUGUGCACCAUGAGCUGGGGUGUGACCAGAGCUGGGGUCCCUUGGGGACAUGCACAAAUGCCUGCUCUGACCAGAGUGGGCAUCCAUGUGGUUCCAGUGGUUGAGUAUUUCACAUACCCCACCCCUCCCCAGCGCAUGUCUAAUUCCUUCCCUCUGUGUCCCCACAGCCUGCCCUUGGACAAGGACCCAAUGCCCAACCCCAGGCCAGCCAAGCCCUUGGCCCCUUCCUUGGUGCUCGGCCCAUCACCAGGAGCCUCACCCAGCUGGAGGGCUGCACCCAAGGCCCCAGACCAGCUGGGAGCCAAGGGCCCGGGGACAACCUUCCAGGGCCGGGACCUCAGAGGGGGGGCCCACGCCUCCUCUUCCUCCUUGAACCCCAUGCCACCAUCGCAGCUGCAGCUGCCCACAGUCCCCCUUGUCAUGGUGGCACCCUCCGGAACACGGCUGGGUCCCUCUCCCCACCUGCAGGCACUCCUCCAGGACAGGCCACACUUUGUGCAUCAGCUCUCAACAGUGGAUGCCCAUGCCCGGACCCCCGUGCUGCAGGUGCGCCCACUGGACAGCCCAGCUAUGAUCAGCCUCCCGCCACCCACUGCUGCUACUGGGGUCUUCUCCCUCAAGGCCCGGCCUGGCCUGCCACCUGGGAUCAACGUGACCAGCCUGGAGUGGGUGUCCAGGGAGCCAGCACUGCUCUGUGCCUUCCCAAGCCCCAGUGUGCCCAGGAAGGACAGGUCAGUGUGCAGGGCUGGGAAGGCCCCUUGCCCUGCCGUCCCCUGCCCUGACAUCCUUUGUCCCCCCAGCACCCUUUCGACUGUGCCCCAGGGCGCCUACUCACUGCUGGCAAAUGGUGUCUGCAAGUGGCCCGGAUGCGAGAAGGUCUUCGAGGAGCCAGAGGACUUCCUCAAGCACUGCCAGGCAGACCACCUCCUGGAUGAGAAGGGCAGGGCUCAGUGUCUUCUCCAGAGGGAGGUGGUGCAGUCUCUGGAGCAACAGCUGGUGCUGGAGAAGGAGAAGCUAGGUGCUAUGCAGGCCCACCUGGCUGGGAAGAUGGCCACAACCAAGGCUCCAUCUGCGGCAUCAUCUGAGAAGGGCUCCUGCUGUAUCGUAGCCGCUGGCACCCAGGGCACUGCUGGCCCAGCCUGGCCCGGCCCCCAGGAGGCCCCUGACGGCCUGUUUGCUGUGCGGAGGCACCUCUGGGGCAGCCAUGGAAACAGCACAUUCCCAGAGUUCUUCCACAACAUGGACUACUUCAAGUUCCACAACAUGCGGCCCCCUUUCACCUAUGCCACCCUCAUCCGUUGGGCCAUCCUGGAGGCUCCCGAGAAGCAGCGGACCCUCAAUGAGAUCUAUCACUGGUUUACACGCAUGUUCGCCUUCUUCAGAAACCACCCUGCCACCUGGAAGAAUGCCAUCCGCCACAACCUGAGCCUGCACAAGUGCUUUGUGCGUGUGGAGAGUGAGAAGGGGGCCGUGUGGACCGUGGAUGAGUUCGAGUUCCGCAAGAAGAGGAGCCAGAGGCCCAGCAGGUGUUCCAACCCCACACCUGGCUCCUGAACUCAAAGCCAAGGAAAGAAGGAAGGACAGGGGCCAAAAUGGGUGGGUGGAAGCGGCCGGGGACAGAAGUGACCAGCCUUGGACGUGCCUGCCGGGACCAAGAAGCAAGGUGUGCACUGUCUUGCCUGCCAGGGACCCUGCUCCCCAGCUGACUGCCCUCCUGGAUCAUAUGCUCGGCACCAAGCCUGCUCAGAGGGAUCCCAGCCGCCCCCACCUCCCACCCCAGCCCCCUGUAAUGGGCUCUCCAGCCAAACUGAGCCUUCACAACCAACCACACACACCGCCUGCCUUAGUCACUCAGUCACUCUCACAGAUGACCUUGGGGCUGGGAAGGACACAAAGCAUCACAAUCCUGUCCCUUGGACUCGAGGCAAACCCUCAAACAUUCAGUAUACUCAGACCACCUCAAAUCUGUAGCCACACCAACAGUCACACCCAAGCAUGGUCCCGUCAACCCACAUGCCCCAAAGCACACACCCACAGGCAGCCUCCAGGCCCACAGAUGCAGCGUCACCCGGGGCACGCCCAGACAUCUGCACAGCAACAGCCUCGGGACUUUCAAGAUCUCAGGUCCCAGACCUGGUCGUACAUGGUAUCGUGCAGCUCCCGACACAGACGCUCGGUCACACAGUUACUCUUUGAACUCACCUGCACAUCUCCUGCAUGCAUGCACGCCCGCAUGACACCCCUGGGGGUCUCCUGAGUCCCAUGCAGACACCCAC